Molecule: messenger RNA, 2419 nt
Organism: Eleginops maclovinus (Patagonian blennie)
Lineage: Eukaryota; Metazoa; Chordata; Actinopteri; Perciformes; Eleginopidae
Gene: chrne
Product: cholinergic receptor, nicotinic, epsilon
Exons: 12
Coding region: 112-1671 (519 amino acids)
Biological process (GO): signal transduction; nervous system process; chemical synaptic transmission
Cellular component (GO): plasma membrane; postsynaptic membrane; neuron projection
Molecular function (GO): acetylcholine-gated monoatomic cation-selective channel activity; transmembrane signaling receptor activity
Source: RefSeq, a predicted model, not a curated record
AGUCAGGGUGCUUGGUGGGGGGAUUUAGGGCUCUUCCUCUCCGUCUUUUCUCUCGCUCAAACUUAAUAUUUAGAUAUAGUCUGGUGCCGUGCAGCGGAGUGGUCUUGGAUCAUGAUGGCGGGGUGCAGGUUUUGGAUAUUCUUUGCUGUUGCUGUAUCUAUCCUCGGGACUCUCGUGGUUCAGGUGCACUGCAAUGAGGAGUCGGCGCUGAUCGGCGCCCUGUUCAAGAACUACAACAAGAACAUUCGCCCGGUGAAGCAUCCUGAAGAUAAGCUGGAGAUCCAGAUUAAGCUGACCCUCACUAACCUCAUCUCCCUGAAUGAAAAGGAGGAGACUCUAACGACCAAUGUGUGGAUUGAGAUUACAUGGCUUGAUUAUCGCCUCAUGUGGAACGAAUCGGAGUAUUACGGCAUCGGUGUUAUUCGUGUCCCGUGCAACACCGUUUGGCUUCCUGACAUUGUCCUUGAGAACAACAUUGAUGGCAAGUUUGACGUGGCUUACUACGCCAAUGUGUUGAUCUACAGCAAUGGUUGGAUGUACUGGCUGCCACCUGCCAUCUAUCGCAGCACGUGUGCCAUCGAGAUCACCUACUUCCCAUUUGAUUAUCAAAACUGCACACUGGCAUUCAGAUCCCAGACGUACAGUUCCAAUGAAGUAGACCUCCUCUUGGCUGUAGGAGAUACAGGCGAGACCAUUGAGUGGGUGGAUAUCGACCCUGAGGCUUUCACAGAGAACGGCGAGUGGGCCAUCGUCCAUCGUCCGGCCAGGAAGAUGAUCAACAAACGGUACUCCCCAGAUGACCUGGAGUAUCAGGAGGUCUUGUUCAAUCUUAUCAUCCAAAGGAAGCCCCUCUUCUAUGUCAUCAACAUCAUCCUGCCCUGCUCCCUCAUCUCUUCACUGGUAGUGCUGGCCUACUUCUUACCUGCACAAGCCGGCGGACAGAAGUUGACGGUGUCCAUCUCCGUCCUGCUGGCUCAGACUGUCUUCCUCUUCCUCAUCGCUCAGAAGAUCCCUGAGACAUCUCUCUCUGUGCCUCUCAUUGGCAAGUACCUGAUCUUCGUCAUGUCCGUCACUACUCUCAUCGCUACGAACCAAAUCGUUGUGCUCAACAUCUCCCUGCGCAGCCCCAGCACUCACAACAUGCCCCGCUUUAUCAAACUUCUUUUCCUGCAGUCGUUACCUCGUCUCCUGGGCAUGGCCCCGCUGGUGGACGACGGAGAGGUGGUGAUGGAGGUGAACGGAGUGAGGGAGCGGCGCCGCAGCUCCUUCGGCCUCAUGCAGAGAGCAGAGGAGUAUGUGAUGAAACAACCCCGCAGUGAGAUGAUGUUUGACAGGCAGAGAGAGAAGCAUGGGCUCACACGAUCCGUCGUGGAUAAUAUGGAUGUCAGCAGCACAGCCAACCUGUACAAGAGUUUGGCGCAGUCUGCACCCGAGAUCAAGCAAUGCGUCGACGCCUGCAACUUCAUUGCCGAGAGCACGAGACAGCAAAACAACAUCGGAUCUGAAAUAGAAAGCUGGGUGCUGAUUGGAAAGAUGAUCGACAAGGUUUGUUUCUGGGUCGCCUUCUUUCUUUUUAUCAUCGGCACGGUGGCCAUCUUCUUAACAGGACACUUCAACCGCGCGCCUGAAUUUCCUUUUCCUGGGCAGAGCAAAAAAUAUGUACCAAGUUAAAAAUCAAACAAGAAAAACCUUUUUGCUCUGAUGAAACCUUUCCAGGGUGCCUCAUGCUGUCUGUAAGGAUGAGGGAUGUUGCUCUUUGAGUCGCCGGAUCAGGUUCAGGGUUGCGUUAGUUAGAGCUUUAAUAACCGAAGACUCGACAACAGACUCUGUGUUUAUAUUCACAGAUAAGAUUAGUCAGGCAGCGGAGGGAUUUUCAUUCAAACUUACUGUUCAUCUUAGCGUAAGUUUGUUGGAUGUAUACAUUAAAUGAGUGGAUCAGGUCUCAUUUAAAAGUGAUGUUUUAAAUCAUAGCUAUCAAGUAUUCCUAUUAUGUGGUUUGUUGUAUAAACAGUAUGAGUGCUGAAGGAAGGAAAGGGAUGAAGGGGAUUCACCGCCUUGCUGAGAGAGUUAUUUAUCUUGUUGCAAGCCAUAAAAACUGUGUAGAACUGGAAUUAUAAAUAAGGUUUCUUAGCUGAUUUUAUUUACACGUGAUGUGCAACAUGUGUCCAUCUCUCAUGGGUGUUAUAAAAGUCAUCCAUGUAUUACACAUACCUGAUCAAGUCUGUAAGUUUCCGUGCGUGUAGUCUUACUUGCGUGGAAAACCUACGCAUGUAACUGAAGCCAGCCAACUCUGUAUCAAAGCCUCUUUCUUCUUCUUACUGCAAUGACUUAUUUAUCAGAAAAGCUUUCGAGGCGGCUGAGAGGGACGUUGUCUUUAUUCAUUGUGCCAUGUUUUUUAAAAUAAAUUCAUUGUUUUGUG